Messenger RNA from Zootoca vivipara (common lizard), 7403 nucleotides. It is a transcript of the gene ST3GAL3, whose product is annotated as ST3 beta-galactoside alpha-2,3-sialyltransferase 3. Gene Ontology annotation, molecular function: sialyltransferase activity. The record is from RefSeq and is a predicted model, not a curated record. NCBI's taxonomy places the organism in Eukaryota, Metazoa, Chordata, Lepidosauria, Squamata, Lacertidae.
GCUGAGGGCCUCCGUCUCUGGUACGCUUGAGUGGAGGACCCUCCUUGCCUCUGAUUGGGUGGCAGGGAGCCCCCCGCGCUCCCGCAGUCGCUGAGCGCUUUGUGGAGAAUGCCCCUCGCCUUUCUCCAUUGGCCAUCGGAAGUCCCGCCUUGUUGUGCGAUUGGUGACCGACGCCCCCCCUCCUGCCCCUGAGGCCGGCUAGUACUGCCGCCGCUGCCCGGCCCGGCAUGGCGGGCGGCGGGGCAGCCAGAACCCGAACCCGGAGGAAGGGCGGCCGGGAUCCCCCUGAUGCUCUGGUAUUAUAAAAGAGACAACCCUAUAUGAAGAUGGGACUGCUGGUGUACAUGCGUAACCUGCUACUAGCCCUCUGUCUCUUUCUGGUGCUGGGCUUUCUGUAUUAUUCAGCUUGGAAACUGCAUCUUCUCCGAUGGGAGGAUUCAAAUUCAUUGGUUCUUUCCUCUGACUCCGUUGGACGUUCAAUAGGCUCAGGAAGGAGAGAGAGAAAAUCCACACCUCUUGUGCCUCUGUCAUCUCUCCCAUCACAUCUUGCUGCAAACCUGGGAACAGGCAAAGCUAAGAGAGAACCUGUCGCUAUUCCACGCCCAACCAUUCCUAAAUAUGACAAAUUGGGAUUUCUCCUGCAGCUGGAUUCCAGACUGCCUCCAGAACUAGCAUCAAAGUAUGCUAACAUCUCAGAGGGGGUUUGCAAGCCUGGAUAUGCAUCUGCACUCAUGACUGCCAUCUUCCCAAAGUUCUCAAAGCCAGCACCAAUGUUUUUGGAUGAUUCCUUCAGAAAGUGGGCACGAAUCCGGGACUUUGUACCUCCUUUUGGAAUUAAAGGACAAGAUAAUCUGAUCAAAGCCAUCUUGUCAGCAACCAAAGAUUAUCGUCUUACUCCAGCCCUUGACAGUCUCAGUUGCCGGAGAUGUGUUAUUGUGGGAAAUGGUGGCAUUCUAGCAAACAAGUCAUUGGGUUUGAAAAUCGAUGACUACGACAUUGUUAUCAGGCUGAACUCUGCUCCAGUGAAAGGCUUUGAAAAGGAUGUUGGUGGCAAGACAACAAUGCGAAUAACAUACCCAGAAGGGGCCAUCCAGAAACCAGAGCAAUAUGAAAAGGAUUCCCUCUUUGUGCUGGCAGGGUUCAAGUGGCAGGAUUUCAAGUGGCUGAAGUACAUUGUUUACAAGGAAAAAGUGAGUGCCUCUGAUGGCUUCUGGAAGUCUGUGGCAACCCAUGUUCCAAGAGAGCCACAUGAAAUCCGUAUCCUGAAUCCAUAUUUCAUCCAAGAGGCAGCUUUCAGCUUUAUUGGCCUUCCUUUCAACAAUGGUCUGAUGGGCAGAGGGAACAUCCCUACUCUGGGAAGUGUAGCAAUAACCAUGGUGCUCCACAAUUGUGAUGAGGUAGCAGUGGCUGGAUUUGGUUAUGACAUGAGCUCUCCAAAUGCACCACUACAUUACUAUGAGAACAUCAAGAUGUCUGCCAUCAAAGAGGUGCUUGUUGGCAGGAUAUCCCACCCUACGCCAUAAAGAGCCAGUUCUGUCUAUGAAACUUUGAAGCUUUUUGAACAUCAGUGUUAGUGCCAAAUAGGUGCAAGGUUUAUACGUGUUGUGAAAGAGAGGAGGAAAUUAAUCAUCAUAGCUCUUGGGACACAAUUAUCCAUAACAAUGGGAGGGAAGGGUAAUGAGGGUGUGUUGAAUAUAAUUUUCUUUCUUCUAUUCUGUAGUAAUAUUUACAUGUACAGUAAAGCCUUGAACAGUUUCAUUUGAACUUAAAACCUAUGCCUUUUAAAAUGAGUCUUUGGGAUUCAUCCAGGAAGGUAGGCGUAACAUUUUUGAGGCCUAAAACAACUAUUUCAUGAAUGAAUGACCUGAGUCUAAACUGUUUUGUCAUAGGACAGGGGAGUAAAGUCCAGUGUACAACAAGACCCAUUUUUAGGAUUGGCUUUGCAUGCCAAAUUUGACAGGUGGGUGAGGUUGCCCACCUGUCAAUCACUUAACAUCACAAUGACGUAAGAGCCAAAACCUGCUUUCUGAUGUGGUGAGGGCUCAACUUGUUCCAGGAGGGUUUCCAUUGACAGUAGUUUCAUUGAAACCACUUCCGCUCCUGGAAAAAGGCAUGCCUCCACCCCCAUCUGUCUAUGCACAGGGAGUUCAGCGAGCUUUCUUCAUGGAUCAGCAGCCGCAUUUCCACCUGCCCCAAGGCAGCUGGGUGUGGUUUGGGGGAAAUUGCCUUGUGUGCUAAACAGGGAGAGCUAGUGGCUCAAUUCAUCCCACAGACCAGAGGUUCCCCACCAUGAUAUAUUAGGAAAUGAGAAGAAAUUGCUUGUUGCGUUUCACUUGGUACUGCCCUGUGUACAGCUCUGUUAGAACUUCUGUUCUGAUACCAGAGAGAAGGAUGGAAUAGACUGAUAAAAGAGGUCUGUGUACUCCGAACAAUAUAUAUACCUCUCUGCUAAACUCAGUUCAGGAAGGUAAAAGAACCCCAGCCCAAAUCUCCAUUGUUUUUACGUAAUAGGAAUAAAUUGAAAAUUCUCUCACUGCUAGUCCCAAAAGUGUAUAUUUGCUUGCACGCGCAUGUGCACAGUCAUUAAUAGGAGCCUCUCUGGGAAUGUCCAUCAACCGGCAAUUCUAUUGUGCUGUGUCUUAGAGAGAACAGACCUGCAGGCUACGGUGUGUGUUCCCUAACGCAAGGUGUGUCAUUGAUUUACACGCAAUGUCUGCUUGACAUCUCCCUGGACACCAUUUUAAAACCCAGUGACUCAUCUCUAGGGAAUUUCUUCUCAAUACACACAAAGCCAAUGAAUUGCAUUUGUUUGCAGCUGGGUGGAGGUGGCCCCUCCUGUGCCAAGACAUGAGCAAUAAAACCUCAGGAUAGAAACAUAUCCUUUUUCUAUUACCUGCUGCACUAUGUAAGGCUGAGGGUUUUGUCAGAUUUUUAAGGGCAAAAAUGCUGAAAGCACAGUAUGUUACUGUGAAAUCAUGCAUUUCUGACUACCAGCUACAUAUCUGUGGUGUAAAUUAUAUGCAUAGGAAGGUAUGCAAAUCAUCCAGGAAGCAUCCAGGAAGCCUAGAUGUAGCAGGUAGGACUCACUGAACUCAGUAAAUUUGCAUAGUUGCAUCCUUAUGGUAAUAGUUAUCAAACAUCUCCCCCAAAAUCUAGGCAGCUAUCCCUCAUCAAUAGCCUUAUAGUCAACAGGCAUUAUUGGACAUCCACUUCAAAUGUAUUAGUCCUGGUCCCCUGCCUACCAUGAUGGUGACCAUGAUCUUUAAAGGUAGCCAAUCCAGCCCACUGCCAGAAUUAGAAACACUGGGAGAUGGUUAGGAGCAGUGCAGACAGGAAGCAGUAAAUGAGCAAAACUAGUAAACACUGAGCACUGUUAAUGCAAGAUAAGAACACCUCUUCUCUGUAGAUUCAGAUAAAGAGUCCAGCAGAGCAGGGCCGUCUUAAGCGCCCCUGGCGCUGUGGAGCGACAGAUCCCUCUGGCGCCCCCCCCCGUUUCCCCUCUGGCGCCCCCCGCCCCGUUUCCCAGCGCGGUGGGCGGGCGCAGCGCAGCUGCCACAGGUGCUGCUGCGUGGCGGACCGGCCAGCGGGCGGGCGCCAUUGUGCCCUGCGCCACCCAGCCUGGCUGUAGGGCCGGCCCUGCAGCAGAGUGAAUGGCAGCUGCAAAACCGCUAAAAGGCGAGGAAAGCCAUAAAUCACCUAUAAGAGAUUAUGCAUAAUGUGAACUGGCUGUUCUUCGCCAAAAAGCUGUACUCUUGCGAUCGACGGACAGUUUAUAAGAAGAUGGAAUACGAUCUCAGGCGUUCAAGAUGGCGCUGGCUUGUGUCGGACUGUUGACGCGGCAAGAAAGGCACUCCAGAUCAAGAGAGAUUUAUGGGAAGGUUGGACUGGACAAAAAACCCACACAGGAAGAAUGGAUAUGUGUUAAAUCUUGUUUGAUGCCUAUCUCAGAAGCUGCAACAAAGACAAAAGAAAGAAGAAAACAUCUAGAGGGACUGUUGGGGGAAAAAUUGAGAUUAUUGUGGACUACAGCAAGAUUUUGAUAUCAGGAUUAGGAUGGCAGUGUGAAUAGUAAUCUAGAAUCCCCAGACAUUGAAGCAAGGGAAGUUUAAAAUUUGUUAUGAUUUGGCAUAAUAUUUGGCUUAAUCGAUUAUGUGUAUAAUUGGAUAUAAUUGAAAUAAUUGAAUUGUGUUUUAAUUGGAAAAUUUAAUAAAAAAUAUUUUUAAAAAAAUGGCAGCUGCAAAACCUUAUCCCUAAAUACGGAUCUGGCAGACUAGUGGAUCUCAGUGGACAGAAGAUGUCUGAGAGCAAUGAUGCCUCUCCUAUCCUGCUCCAGAUGCCUUUUAAAGUAGCUCCCUGUUGCUGGAGCUUUCACACCAGGAACCACCUUUGCAGAAGGCCAUAUCGUUAUCUGCCACAUCCCCAUGGUAUGAUGCUAGGUGCACAGUGUUGCACAAGCCCAGACUUUAAGGUAAUUGCUGGUGCUUGCAAAAUGCUGUGUACAGGGCUUUGCAGAACCCAACAAUUAGCUGGUUGGUGCUUGCGGAACACUAUGCAUGGAGCUUUCCAAGACUUUACCUUUCCCACAGCUAAUUCAUAUGUAACUCCUAAUACUGGAAAAUCUAAAGUGCGAGCAAGUGCUUGGUUUUGGUCCAAAAAUAUGAACAUUCAAGCUUUCGUCUUAGGUCCUCAUGAGCAUAAAGUUGGCUGAGAGAUUGUGCUUACAGUGAAGGUGAUGUGCACAAUGCCUAUGCAAAUAAAGCUGUUGGUGAAAGACUCUGUCUACUUUGUUUAGCCAAAUGGUUGAGGUGUGUGGGUUUUUUAAAAACAGGUGUUUAUCUAAUAUUCAGGGUCACUGAGAGGGAGUACAGGGAGCCCUGCUCUGUUGGGCAGGGAGCCCAAACUCUGAACUUUCAUUAAAUAAAAAUAAAACACCUUAAUGCUUGUAUACAAAAUCUUAUGAAAUAAAAUUUCAGGUGCCAUUUGACAGUUUUUUUGUGAGAUAUGAGCCUGCUGCUGCCUUUCAGUGCUUUUAGUCAAUAAGCCAAUAAGUCAUAACUGUGAUUGAUGAGGGCUAUAGCAAAAUUUUGUUAAACAAGCACCUUGUAAGGCUCAAAAACAAAAUCAAAAUGACCUUUGCCAACACUGUAGAAGGGUAUGCCUUGUUCAUUUUGAAACUGUUUAGAGUCUUCCAUGUAUGACUCUUAAUUUUCCUCUAGAUUCAGACAAGAAGAAAAGCACUCCUGAGUUCCUUUUGAGUCUUCCUUCCUCUAGAAAUGAUAUUUGUCAAGAUAAUAUACUUGAGGAUUCCAUAAUUUUAAUAUAGCUAUGAUUAGGCCAGGCACCCCCAAACUGCGGCCCUCCAGAUGUUUUGGCCUACAACUCCCAUGAUCGCUAGCUAACAGCAUCAGAGAUGAUGGGAAUUGUAGUCCAAAACAUCUGGAGGGCCGAAGUUUGGGGAUGCCUGGACUAGGCAAUAAUAGCAUCUCCACCCAAAAGCAAACACUACACAGACAGGACUUUAGGGUUAUUUUUUCUGAGUAGAAAAAAAUAACACCCAAAGAUUACAUUGCUAAUGCAAAUGCAUAUACCAGUUGCUGCAGGGUGGCAAAGCUGACAUUGUUUACAAUGUUGCUGGAGGAAAUGGAGAAACAUCUUGCUUCUUGAAAAAAACGAGAAAAUCAGAAUGACACUGGAAGUAUGUUGUCUUAUCAGUAUGGCCACUAUAUAGAACAUACUGUAGAAGUUUGUUUGAUCCACAGUUGUAUAUGGCUGUACGUACAACACUGGUCCCAAACGUAUUCCAUACACAAUCUAUUUAACUGAAAAAGAGAGAAACACUUCAUUAUGAGAUUGUUUGUUAUUUUACUUGUAAAGCUGUUCUCUUUAUGAAGGUGAGGCAGUUCUUCUGCUGAACCCUGAUGGUUAGCUGAGGAGGGGGAUUAUUUCCCCAUUUCUGCUCAUCAGAUGAUCAGUCUGAUGACUAGGGAGAAGGCAAUUUGCAAUUCGAUCAGGGUGCUAAGCUCCACCCACUCCAGCGCUUUGACUACAUUUUUAUUUUGUUUUCCACUGCAAUGAUCAGUGGGGACUAGGUGUGGCAGGAAACUUUGCUUGUGGUACUGGAUCAGGCCCAUGAACUAGGUUACCCAGUCCUGUUUUACAACAAAUGUCCACAUAAUUUACAAAGAACAACCUGGAAACAUUUUUUUUUGCCCCAGAACACUCCUCUGCAUUGAUAUUUCUUCUAGUUUCUAUAGUCUAGAUCAGGGAUGGGCAACCUUUUUUCAAAUAAAUAUUCAGAGGAUUUGUUUUAGUUGGAGGCAUUCGACUACCAUUUUACUCAGAGUAGACAUAAUGAAAUCCAUAGACCUAAUUUAGAUAUAUUCAUUAAUUUCAAUAGGUCUACUCCAAAUAAAGCCUAGUUGAAUACCACCCUCUGACUUUAGUGUGACUGUGACAUAUACAUAUGGCAGAAACCUGCCAGUUUGUUCCGAGACAGCUGAAAAAGAAAGUCUUUUUCCCAAGCUAUCCAGACAGGAAAAAUAUAUUUUAAAAUCUGUUGUUGUUUUCAAGUAUAAUGCUUUACUGCUUCUUCCAUUUGUUAAAAGUAAGGAGUUAGACACUCUGAAGAACCCAGGAAAAGAUAGGGAGAAAGAACAGGAAGGAAGGAAUUCUGAUAGGAUGGAAGAACAGGACAACUUGGAGAGGAGUCAGGGGCUAUGUAAAAUUAGGUUGGCCUCUAUGCCGCAGGUUGUCACCUGUAGUUUCAAUAGUGGGCUUUAAUCACACACCCAUGCACCCCACCUAUCCCAGGGGUUUACUUGCCAACCCUAGUAAUAUAGAAAUAUUGAUGUGGGUACCUGAUUUCCAAAGAAAAGGGCAGGGUGUAGGUGAGGAGUACAGAACUUGCCUCCUGAUCAUGACUUACCUCCCUGCAGCUGCUCUCUGCAAACACAUUUCUCCCAGCCUGAACUCUUAACACCAGAUGUGACAGUAGAUACGAAAAAAUGUUCCUAGGGAAGGGGGCUGAAAGGAGGUAAACCAUGAGGAAAGCUUUUUUUAAAAAAAAAGUAUUACCUGUAUAUUAGUUUUAUUAAUAUAUGUGUAUGCAACUCUUCCAUUGCUCAAAAUAGUUUCCAGAUCGGUAAUAAAAGAUACAGGGUUGACUAAUUUGCUGCUUGAUUUCAGUGGAUGUGCUCUAUGACUUAGUAUCCAACUAUCAACAAAAGCAGAUUCUCUCAUCCGUCAGCCUCUUCUGUUUUUUUUAUAAAUGACCUCUUUUUCAUUACUGGGAUAGUUCUGUGCUUAACCAUUGGAACUGUUGUCAUUACAUUUAGGUUGACCCUUACAUUUUAGCUUUAGAUCAGGGGUCAGCAAACUUUUUCAGCAGGGGGCCGGUCCACUGU